AUGUCGUCGCAACAUUCUCAGGUGCCCGAGGAGGACGAGCAAGCCUCGCAUGGGCUGCCGACCCCCGUCACUGCUCUCAUUGUCAGUGGUCAAGACCACAGGCGCACAGCACCUUUACACUUCAUGAACAAUCUACUCAUACCGUUCAAUCUAUCUUACUUUAAACCCCCUUCAGGCUCAUGGUAUCUCGGCCAAGGACUGUGACAAGUUGAAGGACGCAGGCUACAACACACUCGAGUCGAUCGCCUACACGCCCAAAAAGAUGCUGCAGCUCGUCAAGGGGAUUUCAGAAGCCAAGGCAGAGAAGAUGCUCAAACUGGGUUCGUGAUAGUUCUAAAGCUGCCGGUGUAGACCGCCGAGAGUGCUAUGUCCUUGGGGGCCGUGAACUUUUGACGUUGUGCACGCCCUAACCUUCCAAACAUUCGCCAUCGUCAGCGUGCGACCAGAUCCCCAUGGGCUUCACGACCGCAACCGAGUUGUAAGCCUGUUAUAUUGGUGGGAGCUUGACACUGGUAACAUAACAUUCGACUGAUACCCCAACAAAUGUCUCCACGCAACGUCAACAGCCACGCCCGACGCGCCGAUAUGGUCACGAUCACCACGGGCUCGACCGCGCUCGACAAUGUUCUUGGAGGUAAGCGACAGGCACCGCAGUCGAACCCGAUGACGAACUGGAAGGGUCGGGCUGAUCAUACUGACCCUUAUCUUCCGCACAUAGGCGGUAUCGAGACGGGCUCGAUCACCGAGCUCUACGGCGAAUUUAGGACGGGAAAGAGCCAGAUCUGUCAUCAGCUCGCGGUCACGUGCCAGGUGAGCUUGACGUCGCUGUCCUGCCAACAAGGCUACGUCUGGUCUAGUUACUGAUCCUCGUGUCACCUUUUCCUGAUAGCUUCCUUGCGAUAUGAAGGGUGGUGAGGGCAAAUGCCUGUACAUUGACACCGAGGGCACGUUCCGACCAGCGCGUCUGCUCGCGAUCGCCGAGCGCUACGGCAUGAACGGCGAGGAUGUGCUCGACAACGUCGCCUACGCCCGUGCGUACAACGCCGAUCACCAAGCAUUGCUGCUCAUUCAAGCGGGUAGCAUGAUGGCUCAAUCUCGGUCAGUCGAGCCCGAUUCUCAAUCGACGCUGCGAUCACGUGAUGGCUGACCGCCGUUUACUCGUUGGCGCAGUUUCUCGCUCAUGAUCGUCGACUCGGUCACGGCCCUGUACCGCACCGAUUUCAGUGGUCGAGGCGAACUCAGUGCUCGUCAGAUGCAUCUCGCCAAGUUCUUACGCUCCCUUCUCAGGCUUGCCGAUGAAGUGAGCUCUAGCUUCUGUAGCGCGUGUCCUGACUAGGUGACUCAAUGCUCACACUCUUCACGUUCGGUCUCAUAGUUCGGUAUCGCGGUCGUCGUGACGAACCAAGUCGUCGCCUCGGUCGACAAUGCCCCGGGUGUGCAAGGUGAUCAAAAGAAACCCAUCGGUGGGAACAUCAUGGCCCACGCGAGUACGACGCGUCUCUCGUUACGCAAAGGUCGUGGUCCCGAACGUAUCGCCAAGAUCGUCGAUUCGCCUUGCUUACCCGAAUGCGAUGGCAAAUUCCAAAUCACCGCUUCGGGGAUCUCCGACGUCGAUGGGAAUGACGACGAUUAG
Microbotryum saponariae is the source of this 1633-nucleotide messenger RNA. Lineage: Eukaryota; Fungi; Basidiomycota; Microbotryomycetes; Microbotryales; Microbotryaceae. The record is from the annotation of a GenBank genome assembly.